AUGGCAGGGCCAACUUCACCGGGCGCUGAAGGCCCCACGUAUGCCCCGCCCCAUCUUCCUGCUGGCUGGAUUGCCCAGUGGGAUGGUGCGAGCAAGAAGUACUACUUCGUGCAGCUCUCCACGGGUGUCUCGCAAUGGGAGACCCCGACUGAUGCCGCGCCCACCGGCGCGACACCUGCUCAACCUUCCGAUCACCCCUAUGGUGUUCCUCAACCCGAGGUCAUCACCCAUCCCGACGGCAGCCAGACGGUGAAGCAUGCCGAUGGCACCCUCGAACCCGUCAACCCCUCCAUGCCUCCCGACACUACCAGUACGAGGGGCAUCGACGGUCAGACAGGCGAUCGCGGACUCGGCAGCAUGGCCAUGAAUGCGCUUCUUGGCAGCGGCAAGAACUCGAAUCACGGCUCCUCUUCCGGCAACCAAAGCAGCUCAAGCCCCUUCGGUGGCAUUGCCAGUCAAUUGAUGAACGGUAUCGGUGGGCACGGUAACAGUCACGGGAGUAGCAGCGGGGGCGGCAAGAGUUCACUGGGCAAGAUUGGCAGCUCUCUAGCUUCAAGCCUGCUCUCGAGCGGAAAGCAGUCUCAGCAGGGCCAGUCACAAAACUACCACGGCGGCCAGUCAUCGAGUCAUCAACAACAAGGUGGUCUGGCUGGAUCUCUAAUGGGUGGCGUUGCCACCAUGUUUGGCGGAAACAAGCAGAGCCACGGUGGCAACAACGAUUUCGGGUACUCCAACAAUGCUUCUGGUGGCAGCGGAGGCGGUGGCUACACCGGCCAGGCUCCUCCUACUUCUUACCAGCCACCUGGUUCCUCCUCGCAUAACCAGCACUCAUCUACUCCAGCGGGGGGUUCAUACCACUCUCCUGCGCCGAACCAGGGCCAGAACCAUUCGCAGCAGUCAUAUGCUCCACCUCCUAAUCAAUACCCCCCUCCGCCAAACCAAGGACAAUCUCAUCACAACAACUCCUACGGCGCGCCGUCUCAACAGUCCCAUGCUCAGUCCUACCCACCUCCCCCCUCCAGCGGUGCCCCUUCGUAUGGUCAGCAGCCCAGCUAUGGCGCCCAGCCAAACCAGCAGCACAACCAGCAACAACAACAAUACGGAGGAUAUAACCCCGCCACCUAUAGCAAUGGUCCUCAGGGCCCUCAGACUGGAGGGGGCUAUCCCAGCCAACCUUCGUACGGCGGCCAGCCUUCUCAACAACCUAGCUAUGGCAAUCACUACUAG
Molecule: messenger RNA, 1227 nt
Organism: Colletotrichum scovillei
Lineage: Eukaryota; Fungi; Ascomycota; Sordariomycetes; Glomerellales; Glomerellaceae
Product: WW domain-containing protein
Exons: 3
Coding region: 1-1227 (408 amino acids)
Molecular function (GO): protein binding
Source: RefSeq, a predicted model, not a curated record